AUGUCAGAAAAUCUCGAAAACACAACAGGUCUACAAAAGUCUGUUUCAACUGCGGUGCAACUGGCCGCAGACUAUGCACACCAUGCCAUGAAACCCGACGGCCACUGGCUCACGGAGCUUCGAGCCACCGUUGGUUUCACGGCCGGGUACAUUUGUCUACGAAAAAUGCUGGGACCUCCUCUCUCCGAAAAGGAAGCAGGGAAGAUGGCCCAAUGGAUACAGUCUCGGCAGAACACAUCAGACGGAUCAUGGGGCCUACUGCCCGACAGGCCUGGGGAUGUUUCAACGACGACCGAGGGUUAUUUUGCCCUCAAGCUCCUUGGCGUGCCUACCGAGAGCUACGCAAUGCAGAGGGCUCAAUCCUUUAUUCUAUCCCAAGGCGGGAUCAGCAAAAUGGGUGUCUUCACUCAGCUGGAGUAUUACGAAUAUGCACCCUUGCAUAAAAACAAACAAAUGCGUUAG
This is a messenger RNA of Pestalotiopsis fici W106-1, 462 nucleotides long. RefSeq lists its product as uncharacterized. Gene Ontology annotation, cellular component: lipid droplet. The record is from RefSeq and is a predicted model, not a curated record. Gene Ontology annotation, biological process: triterpenoid biosynthetic process. The coding region runs from base 1 to 462 and encodes 153 amino acids. Gene Ontology annotation, molecular function: intramolecular transferase activity. Lineage: Eukaryota; Fungi; Ascomycota; Sordariomycetes; Amphisphaeriales; Sporocadaceae. The transcript has a single exon.